Paramuricea clavata is the source of this 1600-nucleotide messenger RNA. NCBI's taxonomy places the organism in Eukaryota, Metazoa, Cnidaria, Anthozoa, Malacalcyonacea, Plexauridae. The record is from the annotation of a GenBank genome assembly.
AUGUGGACUAAGGGGCAGGAAGAUGCAUUGAAGGCGGCUAAGACUGGACAUAACCUUUGUAUAUUUGGGAAGUCAGGUGGGUACUACCAAGUAAAGUAUUAUUACGUACAUGGUGGAGACAUGGUUAUGCUUAGAACGUGCACAAUUGAAAAUAAUUUUUGGAAUAUAUAUUUUUUCUUUUCCUACAACAGGAUGCGGAAAGUCAACCAUUAUAAAAGAAAUUAAUAAGACCCUUACGCAAAGCGGGAGAGUAUGCAAGAUUGUGUGUCCAAGUGGGGUAGCUUGCAAGGUUUACGAUGAAUUGGCAGCGACUGUCCACUCCUUUUAUGGGCUGCAAACUGCAGAAUUACCAGCGCCGUUGGUCAUGCAACAAUCACUUCAGCGAAACGAUGUUGUCAACCAGAUACAGUCUGUGGACGUUUUAGUUUGGGACGAGAUUUCGAUGUCAAGUUUACGGAUUUUCCACAUCGUAGAUCUGCUACAUCAGAAAGUUCGGAACAAUUCACUUCCCUUUGGUGGGAUACAAGUGAUACUAGGAGGCGACUUUUGUCAGCUAAAGCCGAUCCAAAGUUUGUUAGACCCUGGAGAUCCAAUCUAUAAAUCUGUUCUUUUAGGCACGGUUUUCCCGCAUAGAAUUGUUUUGGAAAAGAUUAUGAGGCAAAGUGAGUUUGAAGGGGAUUUUAAGAAAGCUUUGGACAGUUUACGAAUGGGGGUAUGCGAUGUUGACACGGAAGCAUAUCUUUGUGGUUUGUCAAGACGCUGUGUUGAUAUUGGAGACAACGUACCACCGCCUAUCCAUAUCUUUUUCAAGAAGUUACCUGUAGAAGUGCACAAUUCCUAUAUGUUAUCUUGUCUCUCAGGAGAAAUGUUGAAGUACGAAAGUAUUGACACAGGACGGACUGGCCUCUUGAAAAACACUGUCCCUAAGGUUUUAAUGCUGAAACGUGGUUGUAAGGUAAUGCUUUUAUUCAACAUUUCGAAAUCGUUAACCAAUGGAACUUUGGGCACGUUCAUUGAUGCAGAUCAAACAGACAGUAAGAACGAAAGUCUCCUGAUCAAAUUUCCCAACGUUGGAGUGGUUUCCAUUCCUCGGAAAACUUGGUACGCAUACAGGAAAGAUGGGCAAGUUCAAGCAUCUCGGACACAGUUUCCCUUGAGCCUCUCAUAUGCCAUCACCGUGCACAAAGCACAGAGUGCUACGCUGGAAAGUGCUGUCGUCCAUUGCAGCCAGGAGUUUGACGCUGGUCAAACGUAUGUAGCGUUGUCGAGAGUCAGAUCCGAAGAAAGGCUUCAAGUUAUCGGCUUCCAGAAACGAUUUCUGCUAAAGCAACCGGCGCAUAUCAAGCAAAUUCACAGCGCGCAGCACGGUGAUCCUGUCUCGUCAUUCACGUGUUGUAGAAAUAAAGUACUGGAGAGUACCAAUUGUGAGUUGGAUCGUGAAGAAGACCCAUCACUGAUUAACGAUGAAAAUUCAAUUCAGGUUGAUGAAGACCUGCUAAACCACGAAGAACUGAUUUUAAAAUAUUUUGCAUCAAACCAAGGAGUGAAACAAAACUUUAAUCAAAUUCUCCAACAUAUGACCAACGCCGAAGAAGAUUAG